AUGAAGAACCCAAGUUUAGUCGGUAAUUCAACAAGCAGCAAGGGUACUCCUUGUUGCAGCAAAGUUGGGAUAAAGAGAGGACCAUGGACGCCCGAAGAAGAUGAAGUAUUAGCCAACUACAUCAAAAGGGAAGGCGAAGGACGAUGGCGGACUUUGCCUAAACGAGCUGGUUUGCUUCGAUGCGGUAAGAGUUGUCGUCUCCGGUGGAUGAAUUAUCUCCGACCCUCUGUUAAACGAGGUCGUAUUGCUCCCGAUGAAGAAGAUCUCAUUCUUCGCCUUCAUCGCCUGCUCGGUAACAGGUGGUCACUGAUAGCUGGUAGGAUUCCAGGGCGUACAGAUAAUGAAAUAAAGAACUACUGGAAUACCCAUCUAAGCAAGAAGCUGAUCAGCCAAGGAAUAGAUCCAAGAACCCAUAAACCAUUGAACCUUAUUACCCAUAAAUCACCACAGAUUAAUCAUGAUCCUGUUCCAAAAUCAAACCCUAGCCCCCCUAUCCCUAAUCCUUCUGUAUUAGCAUCAAAAACCAUUACCAUUAAAACUACAAACACUACCAAAGAUGGUACACCGACUAACCUGGAACAUGGGUAUCAGCAGCAAUCUCAAAACCAACAGGUUGAUAAGAGCAUGGAGAAACGGCAUUAUACUGAAAGUGCAACUCUUAUCAUGGGGGAACCAAGCAGCCAUGGAAACGAAGGGGAUCAUAUGGAAAAUUGCAAUGAAGAUAUGUUCUCCUCGUUUCUAGAUUCAUUGAUUAAUGAAAACUUGCUUGUUAAUCAACACCCAGUAGAGCAGCAACCUAAUAAUUUGGUGGCACCGGCAGCAGCAGCCGCAGAAUCUUCUCAGAACUUGAGUCAUGGCGACAUGUGGGAAACCGAACUCAUAUCUGCAAUGGUUGGUUUUGGGAAUGAGCCAAACUCUUUCAACAAUCAUUAUCAUUAUCUGCAUCAACUUUAGCAGAUCAAACUGCAAAUUUAUAUGCAUAUUGAAAUUAGAUGUUUUUAGAUUUUCUACGUUUGCUUGUAUUUAUUUUUCCUUUUUCUUUCUUUCAUUGCUCGGUUGUGUUAAUGUUAUGUACUCAUUUUAUUUGUAUGCUUGCACCUACAAUGAAAGUUUGUAGUCUUAUUCGUAGUGUCUAUUAAAAUGUAUCAAUCCCUAAAUCUGUAAUUUCCUACAGAAAUUAAUGAAAUUAUUGAAGCAAAAGGUUGAGUAUUA
Gossypium raimondii (Peruvian cotton) is the source of this 1212-nucleotide messenger RNA. Its product is annotated as transcription repressor MYB5. The record is from RefSeq and is a predicted model, not a curated record. The transcript has 2 exons. The coding region runs from base 1 to 954 and encodes 317 amino acids. NCBI's taxonomy places the organism in Eukaryota, Viridiplantae, Streptophyta, Magnoliopsida, Malvales, Malvaceae.